Lotus japonicus is the source of this 1314-nucleotide messenger RNA. Its product is annotated as transcription repressor OFP14-like. The transcript has a single exon. Lineage: Eukaryota; Viridiplantae; Streptophyta; Magnoliopsida; Fabales; Fabaceae. Gene Ontology annotation, biological process: negative regulation of DNA-templated transcription. The record is from RefSeq and is a predicted model, not a curated record. Bases 38 to 886 code for a protein of 282 amino acids.
CAAAAUUCAACCCCCCCCCCCUCCCAAUUGAUCAAACAUGCCCAAGAACAUUCAGAAAUCCCUUCAUGACUACCUCUCCAAAAUCAAAACCUCUCCUCGGUCCCAAAUCCAUUUGCAUUUGCCCUCAAAGAAAUGGAUACUCAGAGGCUGCAAGCAUCCCAGAACCCCUUCUUUCUCCAUGGAUGACAAGAAAAUAGACAGACCAAAUUCUGGUAACAACAACAACAACAACAAGAACGAUGAUGAAGCUACGCUAGCCGACAUCGACCGUUUUCUCUUUGAGAAUUUCAGGACUCUGUACCUCGGAGACGACGAAAAAACCCACAACACCAAAAGGGUCUCCGAGGAAGAGAAUCAUGGGAAACCCCAAAACCCAGGUCCCACAUCGCUCGAAUUGUUACCACCGGAUCUCUCCGCUUUUUCUAGAAGGUUCUUCGUGACACGUGGCGCCUUCUCGGGAUCGCUGCUGGAAACAGGGUCGAGCAGCUCUGCCUCCACCACCGCACGCAACACCGACGACGAUUCGUCUCCAAAGGCGGCGGCGGCGGCGAUUCCCGAGAACUGCGUGGCGGUGCUGGCACCAUGCGCGAAGUGCCCCUAUGAGGAGUUCAAGAGAUCGAUGGAAGGCGUGGUGGAAGAGAGGUUCAGGAACGAUGAGAGCGUGGAUUGGGAUUUCAUGGAGGAGCUCUUGUCCUGUUACAUGAACAUGAAUGAGAAGAAACAGCACAAGUUCGUCCUCGCUGCUUUUGUAGACGUGAUCGCCGUCAUGCGCCGCCAGCCUCUGGCGAUUGCUCCGGCGAAGCCAAGGAGUGUGAGGACCAUGAGGAUUGGUAGGGAGAUCAGGAAGAAGACUAAGGAGGUGACAUUGGAAUUUGAGUCGUCGUGAAUUUAAGGAUUUUCAUGGCUCCUGCGAGGACGAGGUUGAAGAUCUUUUGAGAAAUUUCAAAUUUGAUCUUUCUUCUCCUUUUGUUUAUUUUUAUCUUUUUUUUUUAGUUAUCUAUAAACAACCCUAGCUAUAGUUUGGGUUAAUCAUCUUAGUGUUUGUUUGGUUUUCAGUUUGAAAGUGCUUUCACCAACGAAAGUCUAAAUACUCUUUCACGUUUGGGGCAUUGAAAUGUGUGAUCUUGAAUUUCAAUGUCUCAUGCAGACUUCCAAACUGAAAAUCAAACACAGCCUCUAAGUAGAACAACUUUUUCUUUAACUUUUAUCCUUACUAGCAUGCAAAUAAAACUUUGUGAUGUAAAUCACUCUUGAGGGGAACUUAACCCAUCAUAGUAGACCAUGAAUUAUAAAUAUACAAAAUAAAUUAUGAAA